Strongylocentrotus purpuratus (purple sea urchin) is the source of this 761-nucleotide messenger RNA. Its product is annotated as basic phospholipase A2 pseudexin A chain-like. Gene Ontology annotation, biological process: arachidonate secretion; phospholipid metabolic process; lipid catabolic process. The record is from RefSeq and is a predicted model, not a curated record. Gene Ontology annotation, molecular function: calcium ion binding; phospholipid binding. The transcript is spliced from 5 exons. Bases 161 to 679 code for a protein of 172 amino acids. NCBI's taxonomy places the organism in Eukaryota, Metazoa, Echinodermata, Echinoidea, Camarodonta, Strongylocentrotidae.
AUCUGUCAGACCGGACUCGUGACCCAGAGACAAACUCUCCUCUUAUCUUGCGAAAGAGACAUUGUUGACGCCUUCAUAACACGUGCCAGAAGAGGACUCGACGCCUCAUUUCGCAUUUAGCAGGAUCUAGGCAAACAGGAAAAAAAGGAUACCGCGCAGAAUGGAUCGGAAGACAUUGACAUCACUUAUUCUCCUCGUGACGAUUUGCUUGUCGUGGGCCCAUAAAUCAGGUUCGUCUGACGAUGGUUCUCCCGUUGUCACUCGAAAUAAACGGAACAUUGCCCAGUUCGCUAGUAUGAUUAAAUGCGCCACCGGUCGCUCGGGCUUGGAUUACAAUAAUUACGGCUGCCACUGCGGGAUAGGUGGGGGAGGAACCCCGGUGGAUGCAACAGACAGAUGCUGCGAGGCCCAUGACAAAUGCUAUGAUGAUAUCAUCGCCGAUGACAGCCUCGGCAUUUUAGGGAUUUGCUCCCCGUAUGUGGCCACAUACAAGUGGAGCGAUAGCAGCUGUGACGAUUCGCCGCCAACACCAACAUGCAUUACCACCGGGUGGUUAAACACGAACUGUAAGAAAAGAACUUGCCAGUGCGAUAAGGAUGCGGCAGACUGCUUCCGUGCAGCUCAAGAGACUUACGAUGGAGAAAAGUACAAGGGCUACGACAAGGAUAACUGUUCUUAAGAUCCCAAUCCAACUCCGACUCCAACUCUGACCCCAACUCCAAGUUCUAGUCAUAUUCCCAUCUUGACCCCCCCCCCCCCCC